AGGUCGGCUCUCCGGCACCUGUCCUAUCACUCGCAGGUAUUCAUGAAACCCAAUCACGAGGCGCUGCAUGUGAUGAACCAUUUCUACGAUUACCCCAAAGCCAUUGAUAUGAAUGCCGGCAACAAAGAGAUAACUAAGGAGAGCGUUGAAGAGCUGUACGCGAGGAUCAAAGCCAAACACAGCGAGACUAAGGAUCAGCUCCAGACGUAUGACGUUCAGCACCGGUUCCUCUAUCCAACACUUAGACCCUAUCAGUGCGAAGCCGUUCAAUGGAUGCUAAAUCGGGAACACAUCGAAACGAUUGGAUCGCAUCAGCAUUUAUACGAAACUGUGGUCACAAUAGACGGCACAUGCCUUGAAUACAACCGAUAUAUGGGUUACUUUAUUUCGGGCAAAAGUGAGGCCCGAAAUUACAUUUACGGCGUCUCGCAGUCGGGAAUACUAGCCGAUGAGAUGGGUUUGGGAAAGACUAUAGAAGUGCUGUCAUGUAUACUAAGCAAUCCCAGGCCACAGGCGUCGGGUGACCAGUCGUCGACCGACUCUUACCACGAAUACAACGCACCCGAACUCAUCGACUGGGACUCCAACGGCCAGACAGAGGAGUGUUUUGCGUGCGUUUGCGGUCUUAUAUCAAACAUAAGAGCGUAUCGGCGCCGCAAACUUAUUAUCUUCGACACCAUCACUGAUGAGGGAACCGAUCACUUCCAGUGCGACGCUCACAAGAGAGAUGACUACAACAGCGAUGAUAACGAUGGUAACAAUGAUGACAACAGCGAUACAGAAGUUGACGAAGAGUUUACCGACGAAUGGAAGAACAACUUUUUGGCCGUAGAGGACAUCCGCCGAUACCGGCGGCGCUCAAAGAAGUUGGCGAAGAAGUUGGCCGAAAAAAUGCUGGUCCGGUGCCGCGGGUGCGGCUCAUAUCAACACGCGGUGUGCGUCAACUAUAAGGUGGAGACCCGGCGGCCGUACUAUUGCGGCCACUGUUGGGCGCGACCGACGAUGAAACGGGUGGACUCGAGGGCCACUUUGAUUGUCAGCCCGCGCUCUAUUAGCCAUCAAUGGCAGGACGAGAUCACCAAACAUGUCGACUGCACUGAUCUCAACGUUUAUGUCUACGAAGGCGUCAAGUCUGCGGAAGGUUAUGUCCAGCCGUUUGAUUUGGCCGACAAUGACAUAGUGCUGACCACAUACGAGACGCUGCGGUCGGAGAUUGAUUUUGUCGAUUUGCAUCACUCGAAUCGGUUCCGUAACCCGAAACGAUUCAACGCCACGCCAUCGCCGCUGCUGUCGAUCAAUUGGUGGCGCGUGUGUCUGGACGAGGCCCAGAUGGUGGAGUCGGCGUCGGCUAAGACAGCGCAGAUGGCCCACAGGCUCUGGGGUCAGCACCGGUGGGCCAUCACCGGCACACCCGUCCAGCGCUCUGUCGACGACCUCUACGGCUUGUUACUCUUCAUUGGCGAAGAGCCCUUCCAUGAGCGACACUAUUGGGACAAAAUGCUGUAUUACCCGUACGCUAGCGGCAAUUACCAGCCAAUGGUGGAGGCGUUGAGAAAAUGCUUUUGGCGCACAUCCAAACAGGAAGUGUGGGAUCAGUUGGGAAUACCGGCCCAGACGUCGACGAUCGCGAGGCUACAGUUCUCGCCGGUGGAGCAACACUUCUACUCCAGACAGCACUCGGAGUGUAAGCAAAAGUUUACCGAAAAAAUGGUCCGCUUUUCCAAUUUGGACGUAAAGCUGAAAGAGUUGGACAAAAAGACGGCCAAUAUUGUGAUGAAACCGAUGCUCAGUCUUCGACAGGCUUGUUGUCACCCGCAGGCGGUUCGGGGAAAGUUUGUGCCCAUCUCUAAGAAGACGCUAACCAUGGAUGAGCUGCUGAAGGAUAUGAUCAAAAAUACCCAAUACGAGUGCGAAGAGGAGCACCGGAAGAUCAUCUCUUCUGUCAACGGAAUGGCCGGCAUUCAUAUCAUUGAAAAAGACUACGAGAAGGCCAUCGAGUUCUAUAGGCGGGCAUUGAAUUCAAUUGAAUCAUACAAAGCCAAAGACCUGUUCCGUACGGACAAACUACAGCUGAUCCAUACGUUGCAUAAUUUGGCCGAAAUCAUGGAGUUGUGUGGCGUUCGCCAGAAGGACAAGCAUUCCGAUGAAUACUAUAAUAAGGAGAAUGAGAAUCAACCGAAGAGAACUGAGAUAACGCUGAGCGUAGACUUUGGUCGUACUCUGCGGGACGAGUACCUAAACUACGAGUCCAUACAAUUGCAUGACGAGUAUUUGGCCAAAGGGACCGCCGGUGUGGCCGAAGUGACCGCACAGUUGACACCGUUGGAGGAGACUGUGGAACAGUUAGAAGACUCAUUCCAAUCGUUGAAACAAAACCCGUGGUGGAAGUCAGCCAUCGAUUAUCUGCGCGCUAUAGACGAAGAGCAGGCGCUGAUCGGACGGGUGAAGGACGUACUCGAGGCGCACGACUUGCACGGAAUGGUCGCCAAAGGGGGAGGCGUUAAGACAUCACAGUUCGUGUCUAUAUCGGAGAAGUUCGCCGAAGGGUCGGGUCUGAAGUACGUGUUGGACAAGUGUCUGCGCGAAUUGCAUCACUCGCGUAGUGUUGUCCGCCAGCGGGUGAAGAGUUUGCGGGCGAAACCCACGGAUACGGAGCUGAACCAAGCGAUCGACUGUCACCUGAGGCCCGAAAAGGACAAAGAGGGCAAUCGGGCGCAGAGUGUUGUCAAAUGUAAAUACUGUUUAAUACACGAGUUGUUCAACGAUUACGAGAAGAAAUUGUAUUACUUUAGCGUCGAUGAGAAGACAGAAGAGGCCGGAUGUAAGUCCGCGGCGCUCAUGGAAAAGUUACGUCACGGCACGUGGGCUGACAGCGAGACCGAACAGUGUCUGAAAGAGAUCAACAAACUGUUCCGUUUGAAAACGGAUUCCGGAGACAAUCGUCACGCCGUUAUCCGAGAUGACGGCCAAAAUCACCUCAAACUGUUCGACGCUCUGAAGAAGGAGUUUCGCGGUCUGCGGGCCGUAUGGAUAGAGAUCUACGACUACGUGGCGCUCAUCGAUGAGCUAAAUAUGGCCACAAUUCGGCUUCGGGUGCGCUUUCCGGACGAACCCAAACCCAAAGAGACCAUCACUUAUAUUCUGGAGCCGUCGGAAGUGCCGACUCAGAUGCUGUCAUUGCAUUCGGACGAAGUGGUGGCCAAGAAUGCACUUCAGUAUCGUUUGUCGCGUUUGUAUUAUUUGAAUAAUCUGUCGAAAGAUGAUUCCAAACGCAAAGGCGGCCACAAUCCCGACAUGUGUCCGAUAUGUCACUUCGAAAUGGGCGAACAGUGGUCUGUUAUGCAGUGCGGCCACAGUCUGUGCGUCAAAUGUCUGGACAUAAUGCUGGCCGAGUACUCGCGCCGGACGGGCGCCGGUCUUAGCAUACAGUGCGCGAUGUGUCGCGAAUACUGUCCGGCGUCGGCCGUACUGUACGUGAACUCGACUGCCGGCGACAAAGAGGCCGAUCAGCUGGAAGUGGCCGGCAGUUGGUCCACGAAAGUGGAGGAAGUGGUCCGAUGUUUGCUACAGAUAGUGGCCGACGAGCCGACGGCCAAAUCGCUGGUGUUCAGCACCUGGACGGACGUACUUCAGCUCAUAUCCAACGCGUUGGUCGACAAUCAAUUCAAUCACUGUUUUAUUGCCAAUUCAUCUAAAUUUAGCCAAAAAGUGGACACAUUUAAGCAAAACCCGGAGAUUAAGGCACUGCUGAUGGCCAUUGAUUUGGGCGCCAAAGGGCUGAACCUAAUAGAGGCCACGCAUGUGAUACUCGUCGAGCCGACGCUCAAUAAGGCCAACGAACUGCAGGCCGUCGGACGCGUCCACCGAAUCGGACAAACAAAACCGACUUUUGUUCACCGCUUUAUCGUGAAGAACACCAUCGAAGAGAGAAUCUCCAGUUUGUAUUCAAUCGACGGCCAGACCGAGGGCUCGGCCGACGGCCCACUUUCGCCCCAAUUGUUGCAAACCUCUGAACACGCGUUCAUUACAUUGAAUCAAAUGAAACGUCUGUUUGACGGCAAUUAGCGAUAUAUUUAAUCGCGAAAAACUGACUAAAAAUAUCAUUGAUUACGAGUUUAGACAUUAAGUUUUUCAUUAAUUUCAGACAAACACUUA
Molecule: messenger RNA, 4155 nt
Organism: Medioppia subpectinata
Lineage: Eukaryota; Metazoa; Arthropoda; Arachnida; Sarcoptiformes; Oppiidae
Source: the annotation of a GenBank genome assembly